CUCCCGUUACUCCUCACCAAAUACACACAGAGCCGCGGAUGAUAGACAAGAGACGGGCUUCCCGGAGUCUGCGCGGCUAAAAAUACACAGGCACCCAUUUCACUUACUAGUCUUUAGGAAAUAAUUUUUUGCGUGGAGACAGACAGCGAGGGACUAACACACGUGUGUGCACCGGCGGGCAGCAGCGCUCCCGGUGAAGUUUAUAGACUGAGAGUCUCCUCUCUCCUGCGGAUUAAUCGGAUUCAAAAUCACUGCGAGUCUGUGGAAGGCGAAGCGUCGCGGUUUUGUUCCAAAGAAGUGCAGGUUUAAAUGCAGACUGUCUCCACAGGCAUGUGCUAUGCCACUGGAUAACCAAGAGGACAGCAGCCUCCCGAACAUUAUAUGUCUGACAGAUGUGUUUUUGCAGUGCAGUGUGGGAUGGCCCUCGUCUUGACCCUGCUUCAGUCCCUCAUCCUGGGUGUUCUGGGGGUCCACAGCAGUUACCCUCGCUUCUCCUCCAAUGACUCGGUCUUCCAGCACCUGGCAUUGCACCCUGACCCCAGCAUAGGAAUGGUCUACGUGGGGGCCCGGGACCAUCUGUUCCAGCUCGCUGGCCUUGAUGGCCUCCGUCUUGAAGUGGAUGAGAGAACCGGCCCCGUGAGAGACAGCAAGGACUGUCUGCCUCCAGUUACCCUGGAGAACUGCCCUCAGGCUGGGCUCGUUAACAAUCACAACAAGCUACUGUUAGUGGAUCCAUAUUCCCUCCAGCUCAUCACCUGUGGCAGCGUACACCAGGGCACUUGCCAGAAACGCAGCCUAGCCAAUGUGAACAAAGUCCUCUUCUCUGCCGAGAGACCUGUUGAUACGCAAUAUGUGGCGGCUAACGACCCUACGGCGUCAACGGUUGGGCUCGUGGUGCGACCGCAAGACAAAGAUCCUGUCCUUUAUGUGGGGCGAGGCUACACCAGCAGUCACCCGCCAGUCUCCACUCGCCAACUUUCGACAGAGCCGGUGUUCUCCUAUGAGGAAACCGCUAAGCUCGCUGUAGCCGGGCGCCUCUCAGAGUACGAUCACAAUUUUGUCGCAACCUUUGCGCGACGCAAUCACGUCUACUUUUUGUUCUAUAGACGCGACCUGAAAGCUGCAUCGAGGGAAUAUCGUACGUAUGUGGCACGGGUGUGUUUGGAUGAUCAAGCGUAUUACUCCUACGUUGAGGUACCGCUAAUGUGUCACUCGGGCUCAACAGGAAGGAACUACAAUUUCCUCCAGGGGGCGCAGGUGGGCGGUGAGGAAUCUGGAGGCUCGCAGGUUUUGAUGGGAGUCUUUUCUACGGCGGUUAGUGCUGCUAAUGGACCCGGUGAGGAAUCUGCAUUGUGUGUGUACUCUCUGGAUGAAGUGGACAGCGGUAUUGAUGCUACACGAGAUCUGUGCUACACACAAUACGGAGUGAAAGAUGGCUACAAGGUGGCAUACAUUGAGUAUGACGUUAAAUCCAACUGUGCCAACCUGCCUACGAACACCCUGAAUGCUUAUCCCUGUGGCUCGGACCACACCCCGAGUCCAAUGGCGAGCCGGGAGCCGGUUGAAGCUAAAGCCGUAUUGGACAGCCCAGCCGCCCGUCUCACUGCUGUCGCCGUCAGUGUAAAGGAGGGGCACACUAUUGUUUUCUUGGGUGACUCCAAAGGCAAUUUGCAUAAGGUGUUCCUGGGUAACUCAGGAGAGGUGAAGAAGUACUCCACCCUUCUCAUCCAACCUGGUUUGGCCAUCAACAGUGACUUACUGCUGGAUUCCACCCAUAGACACGUCUACAUCAUGACCAGCCAUUCUGUGGAGAAGAGGCCUGUGGCAGAGUGUGACAAGCACACUGAUUGCACUUCCUGUCUGGCAGUGAAGGACCCAUACUGCGGUUGGUGUGUUCUUGACGGCCGGUGUGGGAUGCGUUCAGACUGUCGGCUGGGCUCGGUCGAAGGUCACUGGCUGUGGAGUUUUGAUGAGCAGCAGCGGUGCUUGAGAGUGGAGUCACUGAGCCAAUAUAACGCCAGCCUUGGAGAACAGAAACAGAUUGCUGUGGGUGUCCCGGGUUUGCCCAGUCUGUCAGAGGGUGACAUGUACUCGUGUUUCUUUGAAGACACUGAAACAACUGCUUCGGUCCAGAGCACCACAGUCACCUGUGCCACUCGUGAGGCCCACAGACUUCCACCGGUGCCACAGGGAGAGGAUUGUGUGUCCGUCACGCUGUCCCUGCGCUUUCGGACGGUCACCAUAGCUCUCGCAGACUUCACCUUCUAUGACUGCUCUGUGGUGCAGCAGCUCUCUGGCACCAGGCCGUGUAGGGGCUGUGUGAACAGCCGCUGGAAAUGUAACUGGUGCAUCCACCAGCAUGUGUGCACUCACCGGUCCAUGUGUGACCGUGGUGCCAUCAUCUACAACCAGCAUUUUUCGCUCCCCACGUCUGCUCCUCAAACAAUAAAAGACUUUGACGCGCACACGUACACCACCUCCAUACCCACGACAACAACAACCCUCUCGACCACUGAGGUUGCCAUAACGACCGAAGCCUUUGUUAUGACUACCCCUUCAAUGACCCCGCCCACUACUCCAGAGCCCACCACCACACCUCUGGAAACCACAACCCCACUCGACCCUCCACCCACCACUCCCAACCACGCUACAACCUCCUCUACGCACCCAUCCAGCGCCACUACAGAGUCAACCGAUACCAUCACAGAGGCCACCACCCUCUCCAAAAAUGCCUCUUGGGUGGAGGAGAGCAUCCAGGUAGGUUUGCUGUCAACGCCGACCCCGCAAUCAUACGAAGAACUGGUGGGACCUUCGUCACGUGAAGAGGCCGCUGAAGUGACGCUGCCCGCGUUGAGAGCUGGGGAAGUGGUGACGAUGGGGCCGUUGAUUGAAGCGCUGCCCUCAUCCUCCUCUGAAGUGGUCACCCUCUCGCAGGCGGAGAUGGAUAUAGAUGCUCUUAUAGACACGGGCAUCCCUGUGUCGUCAGCCAGCGCCCCCUCUGGCGAUGGUGAGGCAGGGCCUGAUUCAUCCGAUUUCCCCCUCGCUCCAGACACAGACUACCAGUCUGAUUCGGCUGACCUUUUCCUCCUGGAAGAGGAGAGUUUGCUCGUGAGCAGAGGUUCUCAUGCCUGUCCGUGUGUGGAGGACAUCCAGGGAAGCUCCCUCCUACCUGUCAAUGUCGAGAGGAAGAUCACUCUGCUGGGACGCAACUUACACCUCUAUCAGGACAAAGAUCUGGAUUACCAGUGUGUGUUGGUGAUUGAGGGCCGAUCGGUGGUGGUGGACGCUUUUGUGGAAGUGGACGACACUCAGCCAUCUCUGUUCUUUAUUACCUGUCAGCUACACCAGUACUCUUACUUGGCUGCCGUGGAGGAAUACAGGAGCAUGAUCUCAGUCAGGAGGAGGGACUCUUUCCAGAUGGAUUACCCAGAAGACCUGCAUGUUCGGCUGUAUAACUGCUCCGUGGGCCGGGCCGACUGCAGUCGCUGUCACACGGCCGAUCAGCAGUACGAGUGUGUGUGGUGUGAAGGGUCUCGCUCCAGCUGCGUCUACAGGAGCUCCUGCACCGAACACGUCCAGCAGACCUGUCCUGCUCCUCACAUACACACGAUUGAGCCUCUUUCUGGUCCAGUGGACGGCGGCACAGUGCUCACAGUGUCUGGCUCUAAUCUGGGUCAGAGAGCUGAAGACAUCCAGCACUCGGUGACUGUAGCCGGAGUCCCCUGCAUGGUCAUCCCUGACAGAUACGAGGUGUCCUCCAGUAUUGUUUGUGAGACCACAGCGAGUGCAGGGGAGCAGAGCGGCCACAUCUCGGUGCAGGUUAAAGGCGGAGGAAUCGGGCAAUCUGCCCAGCGCUUCCGUUACCAGGACCCAGUGUUAUUGGGAGUGUCUCCACUGAAAGGCCCAAUGUCAGGAGGCACAUCACUCACCAUCACGGGACAGAACCUUCUGACAGGCCGUUCCAAUGAGAUCAGCAUCCUGAUUGGUGGAGUCCCAUGUUACAUGUCUCCUGAGCAGUACAACAAUGAAGGUGUUGAGUGUGUGACUGGAGGGAGUAACAGAACCGGAGAGAGCGGCGUUACAGUGCGCUUUGGUAGAGCUGAGCGCCACCUACAGGAAGUCCUCUAUCAAUACACCCCAGACCCCAACGUAACCCAUGCUGCUCCCUCCAAAAGCUUCAUCAGCGGGGGUCGUAUCAUUCGAGUGUCUGGCCUGCAUCUGGACGUGGUACCGGAGCCUCGUAUCCACGUGACCCUGACGCCUCUGGAGCCGCACUCACAGAAGAGGAGGAGGAGGAGCAGUGUGGAUUACAGUCUUCUCAGAAGAGCUCGGCGGAUCAUCCCAGAGCCCAACUGUCCUGAAGAUAGUCUCUGUGUCGUCAAACAGGUAGAGUUCACACAAGUGGAGGAGCGGUGCACCGUGAACAGCUCAACUCUGAUCCUGUGUCCCACUCCGGAGGUGGGGCCCGAGGCCCUGCGUGCUGCUGUCAGUGUGCAUUUCCUCCUGGAUAACCUCUGUACCAUGGUGAGGAUGGGGAAUCUGAACUUUUCUCUGGGACGGGUGCAGUAUGAUUCUCAGGGCCCGACUGCGUUCCCUCUGGAGGCCCAGGUGGGAGUCGGGGUGGGAGCCUCCAUCGUGGCUCUUAUUGUGCUGGUUAUCGUACUCAUAUACAGGAGGAAAAGCAAGCAAGCACUAAGAGACUAUAAGAAAGUCCAGAUCCAACUGGAGAAUUUGGAGACGAGUGUCCGAGACCGCUGUAAAAAGGAGUUCACAGAUCUGAUGACUGAGAUGAUGGAUGUGUCCAGUGAUCUCAUGGGCUCUGGGAUUCCAGUCCUGGAUUAUCGUAAAUACUCCGAAAGGAUUUUCUUCCCUGGUCACCGUGAUUCUCCUCUGAGACGGGACCUUGACGUUCCCGCCUGUCGCCGGGCCACAGUGGAGCAAGGCUUGGUUCAGCUCUCUAACCUGCUGAACAGCAAACUGUUCCUCACCAAGUUCAUCCACACUCUGGAAGCCCAGCGGACCUUCUCUCCGAGGGACAGGGCGUAUGUGGCCUCCCUCCUCACGGUGGCGCUGCACGGCAAACUGGAAUAUUUCACAGACAUCCUAAAGACUCUGCUUAGUCACCUGGUGGAGCAGUACACCACUAAAAACCCCAAACUCAUGCUGCGCAGGACCGAGUCUGUGGUGGAGAAGCUGUUGACUAACUGGAUGUCCAUAUGUCUUUACACCUUCCUCAGGGACACAGCAGGUGAGGCGUUCUACAUGCUGUUCAGAGCCAUAAAGCACCAGGUGGAUAAAGGUCCAGUAGAUGCUGUUUCAGGCAAAGCCAAAUACACACUCAACGACAACCGACUGCUGCGGGAAGACGUGGAGUACCGCAUACUGACUCUGAAUGUUCUGGUGAGCAGCGGAGGUGCUGGUGAGUCUCAGACGGUCCCCGCUAAAGUGCUGGAUUGUGAUACAAUCACACAGGUGAAGGAGAAGAUUGUGGAGCAGACACUGAAGGGCACGUCAUACUCCCAGAGACCCUCUGCAGACUCUGUGCAUCUGGAGACCCCGAUGUUGGAGGAUGGAGACGAAGGAGGAGUGAAGCAGUGGCACCUGGUGAAGGCCGGUGAGGAGGCGGAGCUACCCAAACACAGACGGGGCAGUCUGAGAGACAAAGAGCGUGAGAGAGCCAAGGCCAUCCCAGAGAUCUACCUCACACGCCUGCUGUCUGUGAAGGGUACACUGCAGAAGUUCGUAGAUGAUCUGUUCACUGUGAUUCUGAGCACCAGUCGGCCGGUUCCUCUGGCUGUCAAAUAUUUCUUUGAUCUGUUGGACGACCAGGCUGCACAGCACAACAUUAUGGUGGAGAGAUAUUAUUCAGAUAUAAGACAGACCAUCCCUGUCAGUGACCAAGAGAUGAACUCCUCUCUAGCUGAACUCUCUAGGAACUACUCUAAUGAAGUUAAUCAUCUAGUGGCGUUGCAUGAGUUGUACAAGUAUAUCAACAAAUACUAUGAUCAGAUCAUCACAGCUUUAGAGGAGGACUCCACUGCUCAAAAGAUGCAGCUGGGCUACAGACUACAACAGAUCGCUGCAGCUGUGGAGAAUAAAGUCACUGACCUUUGACCUGUAACCUCGGACAGACGCUUGAAAAGACUGUAAAAGAGACCAAGCCAGUGACAGAAAGAGACCAGAGACCUUUCCAGAAGGCAUGAACUCUUACUUCCUGAAGACUCCAGAGCACAGAGGAUAUUUGAGACGGACGGUUACGAUUAAAGACAGCAUUCACAGAUUCAAAAAGCGUGAAUCUCUCAUAGAUCUGUAGAGCUGCUCUCGGUUUCAUCUGCACAGCCGUCACUCGCUAACACGCUACAGUGCUGUAAAACUACUGUUGUUGGCGGGGCAUUUCUGAGGGAUGCGCUAAUCCUACAGGGUUUUUGGCAUUGUGACUUGAGGCCCCAAGCUCAGAAUGUUGUUUUCAGCGUGUCAAGCAUGCUUGAGCACCACCUUUCCUGUAUUUAAAAAAAAAAGUCUUACUGUUUGUCGGAUUCUUGGAAAACCGCAUUUGGUGUGAUGUGCUUUAUGUUGCAGCCCGUGUCUUAAUAACAAAGAAUUCAAAAGGAAAAAAAACAAAGGAUGGCUUCUAAGGAUAACUAAAUGAAUUUUCUUGCUCAACACUCCCUUUUGUUGAGUGUUCUCUUGUAAACUGUUUUUAUCCAGAUUUUUUUUGUUUUAAAUGAAAACACUGGUUUAAGGGAACUCUACCUAACAGGGCCAUUUGAGAUGUCUUCAUGUGUCACAUGCAUGGAUACUCACCGUGAAUUCAGAGAUUUUAGGUUGGCACAUGCAUGUUGCGUGUGCAUUUUAUUGUCGAUUCUGAUUAUGUAAAUGGUAGGUUAACUCGAUUAACACACUUGAUUUAGGUGGAUAGGUUUCAUGUAACGUUCACAAUGCUCAGUUGUACAUUUGUUCAUACUCAUUAAGGUUUGUUUCUUCAGUGUUAAAGUGUGCUUUUCAAUGUUUUUGGUUGGCUUUCAGAAAAAAAAAAAAAUUGUGGCUGUCCCAAAUGUGUGUAUAUCUGCGAUACAUCCCUGCACAUUUGGCCGAAAUAGUUAUGCCAGAAGUAUUUAAUUUAUGCUGGGUUUUUUUUUGUGUGUGUGUGAUCAUGACCAUCCUUUCAAAUGUUUCAAUAACUAUUUUCACAGUUGUUUUUGUUUGUUUGUUUUUUUGCAAAUUUAUUCUCCAGCUGUCACACUCUUAAUUCUUGAUUUGUUUCUGUGAUCGGAUCAUGGCUAACAUAAGUGUUUUUUUGUUUUUUUUUAUUCUUACAGUUUCUGAACACUGAAUGCACAUUAUAUUGUGAGCUGCCGUAUAUUGUCGUACUGUGCAUUGCUUGCACGUUUUACGUUCUUAUUGAUUUUUAUGUAUUUAUUUAUUUAUUUUGUGUUCGAUUAAUGUACAGACCAAAU
Sinocyclocheilus anshuiensis is the source of this 7457-nucleotide messenger RNA. Its product is annotated as plexin-B1-like. The record is from RefSeq and is a predicted model, not a curated record. Gene Ontology annotation, biological process: positive regulation of axonogenesis; negative regulation of cell adhesion; axon extension. Lineage: Eukaryota; Metazoa; Chordata; Actinopteri; Cypriniformes; Cyprinidae. Bases 382 to 6114 code for a protein of 1910 amino acids. The transcript is spliced from 35 exons. Gene Ontology annotation, cellular component: plasma membrane; semaphorin receptor complex. Gene Ontology annotation, molecular function: semaphorin receptor activity; protein binding.